AUGCAAAAGUUCCUAGAACGCCCUACCUUGGAUGGGAAGAACAUUUUGCAAACGCUUGGUACAUUAGGCGGGGAGAGCUUCAUGGGAAGCGCCGACUUUGCAGCAAACUCAAGUUCCUGCUACGAAGCAUUCCUGAGAUUGAUUGGUUCACAAGCCAAUCGUCAGCGCGACAUGCUCGGCCGCAGCCUCGAGGGUACAAGUAUCUACCCAGCAGUUGUGCAGUGUUUCGAGCUAUCGCCAGGCGCCUCAUUCGGCUUUUGUUUGCGAGGGUAUUAUGAGCAGCUUGGUUACUCCAAAGAUACCAAACCCAGCGUGUCAGUUGAUGAUCAGAAGAGCCACUCGGGCCAGAAGGUUGCAGACAUGACAUUGUCGAAUUUGGAGGAGCCUCCAGCCCUGACUGCCUCUCUACGUGUGGGGUUGGAUGAGAUCUUGCUGUCCUUCAACAUAGUGACAUCUGGACACUUUAUCCCUAUCGAUGCCUCCAAUGCAGUUCUGAAUCUCACGUGUCUUGAUACUUCGAAGACAUGUGAACAUGCGGUUGAUAGCCCGCUGUCACCAGAAUCUGCGAGACACGUCGCCGUUAGAAAGGUCGGUAUGACCAAUGUUCGCGACAAAGUCAAUAUCUACACAACAUAUGGAGACCCCAGAGCCCAGUUCAUCGCGGGAAGGUGCACCAGUACUCGUCUGGGAUGUCUACUUCUGAAAAGCUGCUUGAAUUGCGGCGUCCAGCAAGCUCGAGACGGACGUCGAAACAGCUGCGCUUCUGCUCCCUCUGACAACUUGGUCAUUCUGCCAGACUCACGCAAGCUCGUCACCACGCACCAAUUAUUUACAACAUUCAGGUCGCGCAAAAUGGCAGGUAUUCGAGUUUGGUACGUCUGCUCGCAGUGGCUGGUCGUGCCCUUCAUGAUCCUGUUUGCCGUGACGUGUCUCGUCACUGAUGCCACAUCGAAGGUAAACUUUGACGACCGCAGUGGAGGGUUCUUCAUAUUUGCCGGCAUUCCAGUGGGAAUGUUCGGAGCCGGCUUCAACGCAGUUCUCAACGCUGUUUCUCAUGCGGCACACAAGGCUGUCAAGUUGGUCCCCGAGAAAAAGUCCUUCUCCCAGCGUCGUAUCACGGGCUGGUUCAUUGUUGGAGUCAGAUGCGUUGGCGUCUGUGUUUUGGUCGCGCUCGCGGCCAGAUACUUCCAGCCUCCCACGAGUGCCUCUGCUGCUGGGGUAGCAGGACUAAUCACUGCGUGA
Messenger RNA from Microdochium trichocladiopsis, 1242 nucleotides. RefSeq lists its product as uncharacterized. Lineage: Eukaryota; Fungi; Ascomycota; Sordariomycetes; Xylariales; Microdochiaceae. Bases 1 to 1242 code for a protein of 413 amino acids. The record is from RefSeq and is a predicted model, not a curated record. The transcript is spliced from 4 exons.